Molecule: messenger RNA, 2613 nt
Organism: Maylandia zebra (zebra mbuna)
Lineage: Eukaryota; Metazoa; Chordata; Actinopteri; Cichliformes; Cichlidae
Gene: apcdd1l
Product: adenomatosis polyposis coli down-regulated 1-like
Biological process (GO): negative regulation of Wnt signaling pathway
Cellular component (GO): plasma membrane
Molecular function (GO): Wnt-protein binding
Source: RefSeq, a predicted model, not a curated record
CUCACACACACACACCCUCACUGCACAUGCUUUGAGUGGAACAGAUUCACAGUGCUGCACUGGAGUGAGACAACGGUGUAUGAUUGAGAGAGAGUUUAUUCUCACCCCGCGUCAGCUCAAGGAAACCACCAGUGUGCAGAGGUUCAUGAACGGAUGACCUUAACAGAGGACCUUUUUUAUCAGACCAUGGAAGCCAAGAAUUGGAGCUAAAAGAAAAGAAGAGUUUUUUUACUUGUUUGUUUGUUUUUUUAAACAAAAAACACCUUUUUGGCUGAAGUGGAAAUUAGAGUUUUGUCUGUGGGAUUACUGGGAACUUCAUUCAUGAGCUCUUGUCAUGUUGGUAUCCUGCAUGAUUGUUUCUUGUUGACAGGAGCCAUCUCUGUGUUUUGGAUUUCCCACGGAUCACAGUUUAUAUUCUGAACACAGUGUGUGAAUGAAGGGCGCGGGAGCAGGAAACAUGUCAAGCGGACGAUUCAGUCACCUGUUGAGGGGUGUCUGGUUUCUGUGGCAAGCUCUGUUGGUGGUAGGAACAGGGACAAAACUUUGGGAGGUGCCAACAGGUCCAUUUGCAUCCUCCUCCAACUUCAGUGAGAGCCUCCAGUGGGAGCCCCACUGUCAGUACCAUAACAUACAGGACAGAGUGAGAAUCACAGCAGAUAUACCACCACAACUGGAUGGUACUUGGGUAUCAAUAAGAUGCGAAGUUCGUCCUGGUCCAGAGUUUCUUACCCGCUCCUACACUUUCCAUCCCAACCGUCACUUCCAGGCCCUGCAGCACUACUAUACCGACAGCAGCUGCGAGGAUCCUAGCUACUCCCUGAUAGUCAGGGGAAAGAUCCGUCUGCGCCAGGCCUCUUGGAUCACUCGUGGGGCUACUGAAGCUGAGCAUCACCUCAGCAAAGUGGCCAUUGUGGUUCAUAGCCUUGCAGCCAAACAGAGGUUGGCCUCCAGGCUCCCUUCAACAUGCGUAGGUCUCAGCCUGGGUCGAGUGGUGCCAGGGAAGCUCUACGAGCUAUACAACACCCGGGCAGGGAGGGGAUGUCUGGAAGCACUGGGUUUCUCCAUGAUGGAGAUGGGUUUAGUACGAGUAGAAACGCAAUACCACAGCCAUGGAAGGAAGGUCCAGGAGCUGUUCUUGGGGGAUAUCCACACUGACUGGACACAAAGAACUCAGUACAAACCUACUGGGUACCAGCAACCACUGCAGAAUGCCAUGCAUCACAUCCACCCCUGCCCUGUAUGUGCUCUGGUGUACCGCUCCUCAGACCAGCGCCCCCCUGUGUUGCCCCGCAGCCCUGCAACCUAUCUGUCUCUUGGAGGCCGAUGGGUUAGCCAGCGCUGUGAAACCCGUCCCAAUGUCCUCUUUCUUACCCGAGACUUCACCUUUAAUCCCCACCAGCACGCCUGGGAGGGCAUCUACCGGCACUAUUCUGACUCUGCCUGCUCUCAGCCCACUUUCACCCUGAGAGCCUCAGGCCACUAUGCUCAGGGAAACCCCUCCCCCAAAAUCUCAGGAGCCUCUGAGUUUGUCUUCAAGGUAACCCAGGUCAGAGCCACAGCUAUGGGGGAGCCCACAGCCAAAUUGCUAAACAGUACAAAGCCAGGGAAGUGUGGUCGUGCUAGAGGAUGGGAGGUCGGAGUAGAGCAGGACUUGACCCCCACAGACGGAUGCACCGUGUUGGGUAUCAAGCUGCCCCAUAAAGAGUACGAGCUCUUCAAGAUAGAGCUGGAUCACAGGAAACACCCACUGCUGUUUAUCGGCGAGAGGCCAACUGACGGGUCCAGUCCUGACCGACCGCUGAGGCGACCCACUUCCUUUCAGGCUCCCAUGGUACUUUGCAGUGGGGGAAGCACACAGGCCGCCCGCUCAGGUUUUAACAGCAAGCAAGUACAGUUAGCAGCCAGUGGGACAGAGAGGCUUCCACAGCUGGUCCUGCUGGUGUUUGGAUCUGUGCUUUGCGGCUGGCUCUGUGUUUACUAGACAUUGUUCGCAAAUCAAACCUGUUAAACAGCUGAAGCCAGUGAUGGACAUUUUUUCCUGGCAGCUGUUUUUCAUUUUCCUUCCACAUGAUGACAUGUUCAUGACCACAUGUGAAAUAGGCAAGAAAGACAUUUAGAAGAUAUAUGCUGUCUGUAGGUUAACCUAAAUGACUCACUUCAUCUCCUUUUUCUAACAAAUCUGUAUAAAAGCCACCAAUAUAUACAAAUGCCAUCGUUUCAGUAUGUAAAACUUCAUAUAUUCUUUUGAAACAUGAUACCUUUGUAUGAUAAUCAAAAUGAUGCUCUCAAGUCGCAAACUGAUUUCAAAUGUGGGUCUUCAUUAAUAUGCAAGCCAGGGCUAUUUCAGUUACUUUUCACCAAGAUGCAGUACAACUAAUGCACUUUGUAAAUAAUAUUUUAUCAGCAUAUUGGUAAGAACAGUUACCAUCACUGGUCAAGUUUUAGUGUAUUAGUCUUUUUUCUAUCAACAGCCAGUCUAAACAAAUUAAUGAAAUUAAUAUUUAUUUUAUCCAUUUAUACUGUGCUUUUUUAUAAAAAUCUUUUUUUUGUCUAAUAUUUUAGUUAGUUUUGUCAUUUAAUAUUUCCAUGUCUAUUAAAAGUUGCUUAUCAUAA